Molecule: messenger RNA, 1551 nt
Organism: Arabidopsis thaliana (thale cress)
Lineage: Eukaryota; Viridiplantae; Streptophyta; Magnoliopsida; Brassicales; Brassicaceae
Gene: CYP5
Product: cyclophilin 5
Exons: 8
Coding region: 82-687 (201 amino acids)
Biological process (GO): protein folding
Cellular component (GO): endoplasmic reticulum; cytoplasm; extracellular region
Molecular function (GO): peptidyl-prolyl cis-trans isomerase activity
Source: RefSeq, marked reviewed
GUCAAACAUAAACAUUUCCUUUCUUCAACUACUACUCUGUUUUCACUUUUCGAUUUGAGAAAAAAAAAAACGAUCACGAAGAUGGCGAAAGCAAGCUUUAUUCUACUCGGAACUCUCUUCCUCUUCGGAGCCAUAGCUUCAAUUCAGGCAAAAGAAGAUCUCAAGGAGGUUACUCACAAGGUUUACUUCGAUGUAGAGAUCGACGGCAAAUCCGCUGGUCGCGUUGUUAUAGGACUAUUUGGCAAGGCAGUUCCUAAAACUGCAGAAAACUUCAGAGCUUUGUGCACAGGGGAGAAAGGUGUAGGGAAGAGUGGGAAACCUCUACACUACAAGGGAAGCAAGUUCCAUCGAAUCAUUCCCAGCUUUAUGAUCCAGGGAGGUGACUUCACGCAUGGGAACGGUAUGGGUGGAGAAUCAAUCUAUGGUCAGAAGUUUGCUGAUGAGAACUUCAAGCUGAAGCACACUGGACCAGGUGUACUUUCAAUGGCGAACUCGGGAGAAGACACAAAUGGUUCGCAGUUUUUUAUCACAACGGUGACAACAAGCUGGUUAGAUGGAAGGCAUGUGGUGUUUGGGAAAGUGGUGCAAGGAAUGGAUGUAGUUUAUAAGAUUGAAGCUGAGGGCAAACAAAGCGGAACUCCUAAGAGCAAAGUCGUAAUUGCAGACAGUGGAGAACUUCCUCUCUAAGAAUAGCAUUUUAAAGUUACUCUUACGAGUUAGUUGUAAUCUAAACACGUCCCAAAUGCUACAAGAACAGAAUGGUGUCACUGGACUCUGAAAUUUCGUUUUCUUGCGUAACAGACUUUUCCAUGAAAAUAGUACUCGGCCUUUCCUGUUUUUAGAUACGCCAUGGAAACUCUAUGGAGUAGCUGCUGUAUCAGCACGAAUAUCUUCAUCCCAUGCUGCUUUGCUCUUAGAGAACACGUAAUAGACUAGUGCAAAUAUCCUAAUCCUUGUAAUCAUAUACAAACUCCAUGACACUCCUAAUCGCGCUUAAGAACCGGUGGUGGUAGUUGUGGUGUCGCCGUCCUUGGUCGUCCUCCGCCGCUGAUCGAAUUUUUUGGCGAAAUUGAGAGAUAAAUCAGAGUAAAUCUCCAUAACUUGAGAGAUAUUACCGUUGAUUUCGUUGAUCAAGCCAACGUUUCUAGAGACGUUAUCUGGGAUUCGAGACAUGUGGUUUUCGUUGACGCGUUGAAUCAAAUCACGAUUCUGAUCAAGAUAAAGCUGUGCACGUUUGAAUCCAUUACUCAACGUAUCCCACACCUCCACGUCUUCCACCGCUGCCGAAGCCGCAACAUCUUCGCCGUCGUUUUCGUUCAUCUCCGGAGAUCGGUUGUUUCCGACGAGCGAUCGAUUUCUCGAUGCUUCCAUUAUUUUACAAAUACAUCAAAAUUAUUCAUUCAUUGUUGACGACGCGAUUGGAAUUGUUUGUUUCUAAAGAUAUCUUUGGGAGGAAGAGAGAUGAAUUGGGGUGACACGUGGAAGAAACCGACCCGGAAAGCGGUUGGUCGGGUCAAGAAGAUGACGGUGACGGGGUUGCGUGAUGGACCA